UUCCUUGGAGUAUAUAUUGUGAUAGUUAAGAUUUCGCUUUCCUUGAGAAUGCUCCACCGAACAGUCAAUCUUUCACUCUAAUGGCAAAGGUGCCCAUCCUUUUCAUACAAUGUAGAUGUGGAUUGUCUUGAUCCAAAAUGCUGACCAUGUAACUAUAGAUAAUGCAUGAAUGAUCCAAAAUGAGGACAUCACGGUUUGGAGUCUAACACAGAGACCUAUGCUUCAAGUAUGGAAAGCUUUGUGAUCUAUCUUUCUAGCCGUCACUGGUUUACCAUCUACUGGAAAUCCUUGUGGAUCAUGGUGGUUGAUAUGUAGUGUGAUCUCCGAAGAGGUGCAAUCCAAAUCACCAUGAGUUAGGUUCCCAGAUUUGUGCUUCUUAGAUCAUGCAUGUGAAACAACACCAUGAACCACUGCACAUCUUCCUGCGAUCAGUCCCAAAGUCCUUAACCAUUGAAAAUAGAUUGAAAACAUGCAUACUUGUGUUGCAUUAAAACACCACCAGAAAAAUAUGUCAGAUGGUGCUUCUUCUUCAUUCUCCUGACAGAGAAGUAGGUGUCCUUCACCGACAUGCAUUGACUCGAACAUAACUUCAGCUUCACUUUUUGUUCAGAAUGUCCUUCUUUCUUUAAAUCGUAUGUCCUUAAGAUUCUCCAUCCAUACUCCUGGUUUGUAUCACAGAUGCAACUUGCUGUUUGGGUCCUGUUGAGAUGCACAGUCCUCAGUAGGAGAAGCUGAUCACUCUCAGAAAAAGACAAAGUUCGAUCUUCGGUAUGCUGUAGCCAAGAACUUUUCUUCUGAUGAAAGACUUGUACAUGCAAACGUGGAUGACCCUUUAGAUAUAUGCUUUACUUCUGUUCUUGAGAGAAUAUUUGAGGACGAGAGCCCACCGUCUGUCGCUUCUCUCAGAAGUUUCUUCUUCCUCCACGCAAAUUAAUUAGCUGCUCCUAAGUCACAUCUUAUGAAGAAGGUUCGGUGGUCAAGCAAGAAAGGAACUGCUGGUUAGGGGAAAGAUAAUAGGUCAUGUGAAGAAGACCGCCGAAGAGAGCAGCCAAUGACAAGAGUUCCGUCCGUCUUCCUCUUCCUCCUCCUCGUCUUCCUAAUUGUGCUGCAUCAAAGCAUGGCCGCCGCCCACCACCACCACCACCACAGCAUCGUCAGCGAGACCUGCAAGCACAGCGCCAACGGCGACCCCAACGUGAACUACACCUUCUGCGUGGAGUCGCUGCAGUCGGUGUCCAAGAGCAAGCACGCGGACCUUCGCGGGCUCGCCAUCAUAGCGGCGAGGCUGGCGAAGGCCGACGCGAAGCACGCCAAGUCGAGGGUGAAGACGCUGCUGAAGGCCAAGAAGAUGAGCCGCUACAGGAAGUCCUGCUUGCAGACUUGCCGGGAGUUGUACUCCGACGCCAUGGCAAGCCUCAGGGACUCCGUCAAGCUGAUCAAGGCCGGUCGCUACGGCGACGCCAACGUGUAUAUAAGCAGCGCCGUGGAUGCGCCCGGGGAGUGCGAGGACAGCUUCAAAGAGGGCAGCAUCAAGUCGCCGCUGGUGAAGGAGAACCACGACCUAUUCCAGCUUGCUGUCAUCGCCCUCAGCAUUACCUCUCGCCUCGGAUGAUCAUAUACUUGUUCUUCUUGUUCUCACCAUAUAUAGUAUCCAUCAUGUACUUGUUGAUCUAUCUCAAUCAAGGCUUUCUUUUCCUUUUGUG
Molecule: messenger RNA, 1703 nt
Organism: Musa acuminata subsp. malaccensis (wild Malaysian banana)
Lineage: Eukaryota; Viridiplantae; Streptophyta; Magnoliopsida; Zingiberales; Musaceae
Product: putative invertase inhibitor
Molecular function (GO): enzyme inhibitor activity
Source: RefSeq, a predicted model, not a curated record